Thamnophis sirtalis is the source of this 652-nucleotide messenger RNA. The record is from RefSeq and is a predicted model, not a curated record. Lineage: Eukaryota; Metazoa; Chordata; Lepidosauria; Squamata; Natricidae.
GCAAAUGUCUCACUCAACAACAGAAGCGUUUGGCUCUGUUGUGGGACUCCCUGUGUUAGUGCAGGCUAAUAUACUGUAGUGUCAUGUUAGUGUCAUUCAAGUAUUCCAGUAACGGGCUUUCAUUUCUUUGCAGUCUUAUCUGCAGAUUUUAAUUUUGGUUCUUCAAGUUAACAAGUUCGUCGACUUUUCUAGGUUAAAGAAGAUGCCUCAAUCCAUGCCAGAAUAUGCCUUAACUCGGAAUUAUUUGGAAUUGAUGGUGGAAUUACCCUGGAGCAAAAAUACCAAAGAUUGCCUGGAUAUCCGUGCAGCCAGGGUGCUUCUGGACAACGAUCAUUAUGCCAUGGAGAAGCUGAAGAAGAGAGUGUUGGAGUACUUGGCAGUCAGGCAGCUGAAGAACAAUUUAAAGGGCCCCAUCCUGUGCUUCGUGGGACCCCCCGGAGUCGGGAAAACCAGCGUGGGGCGAUCGGUGGCCAAGACUUUGGGCCGAGAGUUCCACCGCAUCGCACUGGGGGGAGUGUGUGACCAGUCUGACAUCCGAGGUCACAGGUAUUUUAAGUCUUUGUUGUUGUUGUUGUUGUUGUUAUUGUUGUGAUGUAGAGGCUGUGGAAAAAAAAACACAUUCAUCCUGUUUCCUCACUUCUAUCCCACUGAU